Messenger RNA from Penicillium mononematosum, 432 nucleotides. RefSeq lists its product as uncharacterized. The transcript has a single exon. Bases 1 to 432 code for a protein of 143 amino acids. The record is from RefSeq and is a predicted model, not a curated record. NCBI's taxonomy places the organism in Eukaryota, Fungi, Ascomycota, Eurotiomycetes, Eurotiales, Aspergillaceae.
AUGGUGCCGAAGCCGGCUAUCCAACGCAAGCCGGUUAGAAGAAGUAGGCUUUCGUCCGGUAUGGUCCAGAGAGCACGGGAUCCGGGAGAAAGUCAAAUUCCCGGGGAUAUAGGAGAGCACAUGGAUGCAAAUACUUAUCAUUUUGAUGAGUUGAUUGGGCCUCUGAGCAGCCUGCUUUGGCUAGCCGGCCUCGACGGACUGGAAGCAGUUUUCAACCCUGCUAUUGCCUUGGAUGACAAAGUAAAGACCAUCCCGAUCAACGUGGGCGUUAUGUGGAUUCUCGAACAUCUCUUCGGUAAGGGCAAGCUCCCUGAGUCGCUAUACGACCGAUAUUUCUUUGAAAACCAUCAACCACUCUACCGGCACACAGAGACGUGUCACGGACAGUUGCAACAAGGUAUAGAGGAUGUGACGCGCUGCAAGCAUCUCUAG